AUGGACAUUCGUUCCUUUUUCUCCAAAAAGGGCGUAGAUCCAAAGUCAGAAGAGCCUAAAAAGCUCAAAAGUGCGCCGAAACCAAAGACGAAACCUGAAAAGGAAGAGACGGUGGAGGCUUCUACUGUUAAACGCAAGAGGUUGGCAAAGAAGAUUAUAAAUUCAGAUUCAGACGAUGAUUUUGGUUCUACUGACGCACGUGUAGUCGCAGAGAGUACCAGCAAGACACCUUCUGGCCCAGAGUCUUUAAAGGAAGAACACACACUGGACUCCAAAGGCGAUUAUACGCCUCAAGAUUCCUCAAAUAGUAUCAAUAAUGCAUCUGGAGACUCUACAGUGAGGACAUGGAUACUGAACGAGCUGAAGCUCAAGGACCCGGAGAAGGCUGAAGACUUGGACAAGGACAACUGCAGCGCGGAUAACAUCCAAACGGACAUUCAGUACUGGCUAAAUGGAGACAAGAAGCUUGUUGACCCAUCUACCAUGGUAAAGAAGGAAGAGAAGAAGGGGAAGAAUGUGGACAUUGACAGUUAUGUCAUGGGACUAGGUGUCAAGACGCCAAAGGAUACAGGACUUGAACGUGAAGGUGGAUCGGUAAAGAAAGAGUCUCCAAAACCAAAGGAACCGCAUGAGGUAAUAGAAAUCGAUGCAAGUCCUGCUUCCAAGAGUCCAGUUAAAAGUCCAAAGAAGACCUCGUCACGAGUUCAGAGCCCAAAGUCCAAGGCCAGCCCCGCCGCUAAAACGAAAGCAAAUACUCCAAAGAAGCAGGUUGUAGCUGCUCCAGCGGAAGAGGUGACUUUAUUCUCCGAUAACGACCCAGAGGAGCCUGAGGAGAUUUUAAUCGACUCUUCUGCUACUACAUCCCCUGCGAAAAAGUCUCCAACUCACAAAAGAACAAAUUCUGAACCUGCUAAUUCCCCCAAGGCUAAAAAGGGACGUGUAACGACCCCUAAAAAUGCUCACAACGUUACGAGUUCAUCUCUCCCUCACACAUUAAAUGAAGAAUCUCUAAAGGGCUCCACAAUAAUUGGCAAGAAAUUUGUCUUCACUGGGGAACUAGACAAUAUUGACAGAUACAAGGCUGCAUCAAAAGUGCAAGAAUUUGGUGGAAUUGUGGUUUCAGGAGUUAGCGGAGUAACAAAUUACCUCGUUUGUGGAGAAAAGCUCGAAGACGGAAGGCCUUACACAACGGGAACAAAGUACAAGAAGGCCUGCGAUUUCCUAAAGGCUGGAAAGGACAUUAAGAUUAUAAAGGAGGAUGAAUUCCUGAAGCUCAUUGGAUGGGAUAAUGAGGAAUUUGCAUCUACUAAACCAGAGGUAGAAGAGGCCCCCAAGACUAGAGAAAAACCAAAGGAAGAGUUGAAUUCAUCUAAACCCACGGUUUCUGCUACACAUGCGCAGGAGUCAUCUUAUUUACCGCUUACGGAAAAGUAUAGACCAAAGACACUGGCCGACCUCAUAGGAAAUAAAAAGUCGAUUGACAAGCUCUGCGACUGGUUAGCGACCUGGGACAAGGUGCACAAAAAGGGCAUCAAGAACCCCGUAAAGAGAAUUGGAUACAAGGUUGAAAAUGUAAAUUCCAAAUGCGCUCUACUUAGCGGUUCUCCUGGUAUUGGAAAGACCACUUGUGCAAAGCUUGUGGCUGAGCAUUUCAAAUACACUUGUGUUGAGUUUAAUGCUUCUGACUUUAGAAGCAAAGCUGCUAUUGAAAAAAUUGCCCUCAUGGCAACUGGUGGACAGACUUUGGGCUCCACUGGAGUGAGCAAUACGCUUAUACUGCUUGAUGAAGUAGAUGGAAUAUCCAGCGGUGAUAGAGGUGGUAUUCCAGCCGUUCUUUCACUUAUUGAUUCUACAAAAUGUCCCAUCAUUUGCGUUUGUAACGACAAAUCAUUUCAAAAGAUGAGUGGACUUGUUAAUAAAUGCUAUGACAUAAAAUUCAGCAGUCCUACAGAGGACCAAUUCGCUGCGCGAGUACGACGGAUUUGUACGAUUGAGAAAAUUGAAAUUCCGGAGAAGCGACUCUCGGAAUUGUAUGAACAGUCAAAUGGCGAUUUAAGAUAUACCCUCAACUAUAUCCAAUUUGGACACUCUGUGAACUUUGAGGGAGCCUCAUUUGUGCAUGCAAAGGAUGAGAAUUACGCACUGAAUCCCUUUGAAUCUUGCGGAAGAAUUUUUAACGCCCAGAGCAAAACCUUUACGAAAAAACUCAUGGAAAUUAGUGAACUCUUCUUUUCAGACUUUAACCUCAUGCCACUAAUGUUACAGGAGAAUUACCUAAAGUACCUGGGAGGUAUAAAGGGGGGGCUUCCACUCAUGUCCAAAUUGUCUGUCAUUUACAUUUACGCUGACAUGGUUGACAAAAGCAUAAAGACCAAUCAAGUCUACUCGCUGCUGCCAGAUUUGGCUUCGCUAUCCGCCGUUAUACCAUCUCUGGAGAUCGCCAAGGCGGAGGGGACCGCAAAGGAACGACUGGCAUUUCCGCAAUGGCUCGGAAAAAACUCAACAACUACGAAAAAUCGCAGAAUAAUGAGCGAAUUGGGGAUGAAUUUGGCGUCUAUAUCAACUGUGAAUGGAUCAAAUCUCGUGGUUGACGGAUAUCUGGAUCUCAUUUACAAGGCUGUAAUGUCUCACUUGGCAGAUGACAACGUGGAACAAGCUGCAGAUGCAAUCACGUCCUAUGGACUAACUAGAGAGCUCGUUGUUGAGGGCAUUACCUCUCUGAGACUCAAGAGUCAGGACGACUUGUACGGAAAGGUUGAAUCAAAGGUCAAGGCCAAGUUGACCAGAAAGAUGAGUAAUCAGGCAAUUAAAGUGGCAAGAAGGGCAGAAGACGGCGAAGAGGAUCCUAUGCUCAAGACGAAUGUUACAAAGAAGAAGAAGCGUUCCUAG
Theileria equi strain WA is the source of this 2889-nucleotide messenger RNA. RefSeq names its product replication factor RFC1 C terminal domain containing protein. The record is from RefSeq and is a predicted model, not a curated record. Gene Ontology annotation, molecular function: ATP binding; DNA clamp loader activity; ATP hydrolysis activity. Gene Ontology annotation, biological process: DNA replication; DNA repair. Bases 1 to 2889 code for a protein of 962 amino acids. Gene Ontology annotation, cellular component: DNA replication factor C complex; nucleus. Lineage: Eukaryota; Apicomplexa; Aconoidasida; Piroplasmida; Theileriidae. The transcript has a single exon.